This is a messenger RNA of Pecten maximus, 2627 nucleotides long. RefSeq lists its product as uncharacterized. The record is from RefSeq and is a predicted model, not a curated record. The transcript has 12 exons. Bases 253 to 2601 code for a protein of 782 amino acids. Gene Ontology annotation, molecular function: interleukin-17 receptor activity. Lineage: Eukaryota; Metazoa; Mollusca; Bivalvia; Pectinida; Pectinidae.
AUCAGGGGAGAUAACCGUUACAAAGACGUUGCGAUUGACCCGACAUAAAAACGUGAUGAAAGUUGAGAAGGUAUGUUUACUUCCUUAGUGGAUAGAUAACAUAGAUGUGUGUUGUCCUGUCACUGAAUUGUAUUGGACGCGAGGAUCGGGACGUGUGUGACAUCGGACGACGGUGAUCUCCAGUCCAAGUCUGGGAUAUCUACACCUGUCUAAUUGUUACCUGUGUUUCUAACUUCCUGGAUACAAUCCACCAUGGACGGCCUAUUGUACGCGGGACUACUGUUACUCUUACAACCCACAGUCAUUACAGGCUAUAAACAUUUCAAUUGUACUUCGAUCAAUGCGCCACAUAUUGGAUGUGACGUAUUUCAUGGGAGUGGUAACGAUUGUCGUCCAGACAUCCUGAAGACAGAUUUCUCUAACCUGUACUCUGACGGAUUAGAGUACCCAGAGAAGCCGUAUGAUUUUAACGUGAACAUCAGUUACCUAUACUACUCGGGGCACUCCAACGCCUCCUACCCAGCAUUUAAUAUCUCCAUUCGGCCGCCUAUGACAAGUAGUUACAAAGAUGUAAGAGGAUUUGAAAUUACAUACAUGGAACUAAUUGCUGGAAAUACAGAUGUUAAAUGUAUCAUCUUCAAUCUGACUGGUCAGAUCACGAAAGACGACAAAGAGAAUCAGGUGACCUUCCGAGCUGAAUCGGUUGGUCCUGUCCCGAACAGAGCAGAUUUCCUCCUAAUGGCCUACAGUUUACCAAAGCCAGCCGCUCAUUACGAUAAGGACAUGUCUGUUGGUGUGUCGGUCCACACCGGUCCGCCGUUUAAUACAACCUAUCCAUCCGCAGAUUCCUGGACAACUUCUAUAACAUACAGAAACUUUUCUCAGCAAAUCUACUUCUCUUUCCGGAGCCCGCCUCUACGCUUCAACUUCCAGUACUUCAUUGUCAACUUGCAUAGAGUGCCUGAUGACAUAGAAACAACUGGUCCCGUAGUCGAACGUAAAAAUAUAUCUGAGUAUUCUGGAGUGUUCACAGAUCUAUCGCCGGGAUGGUACCGACUUAAGGUUUAUCCCGACGAUCUAUAUUUCCAAGAUAUGAAAAAAUGUCUGUGUAAGGAUAGUUACAAUGACUGUUCUACCUGUACGAGGACUAUAACGGGUGCCAUGUAUAUACACGAGCCUCCCAGCUCAACACCUAGCCCCCGUACCCCCACUACACAGGAACCCUCGGCCUUACGUACGACUUCCAAUGGACUAGAAGACACGACAGGCAAGGUUGUAGGAAGCGUGGUUGGCUCGUUUCUUGGUAUAAUUCUCAUCGCAAUCAUCGCCUUUUUCUGCUUCAUGUACAGAAGGAAACAAGGAAAAAAACAAGACCCUGAACCAGGAAAAUAUUUACCAGGACAGGAAAAAGGUCAAAUAAAUACGAAUUACGUCAAUGACGAGAAAACUGCAACCACAGGUAACCAAGGUCUAGGGCUGUUGAAGAGACAGAAAGUGUUUCUUGUGAACACCGAAGACCAUCCCAAACAUCUAGGCGUGCUGAAAUCAUUCACCACUUUCCUGGAGAAAGAAUGCCUUUGUGAUGUGACCUUCGCCCCUGAUUCUAAAAUAGGUGACAAGUCGCAAUGGAUAGCACGCUCCAUGGACCUGGCGAAUUUCAUUCUGGUGGUGCACUCUUCCGCCGCAUACCUUCAGUAUAAAUCCUGGAAGGAGAAUAAAGGAGAACUGUGCUAUCAACCACUUACCAAGGCGGGGGAUAUUUUUGUACCAGCACUCCAGCAAAUCACAGAACGUUUGAGCAGAGGCAAGGAUGUGGAGAAGUUGAUCUCUCUUCAGUUUCCUUAUACGACUGACAGAUUUGUCAUCAAAAACCUGUUUCGUGGUACAGUGUUUAAUAUCCCUACCCACUUAGACGAGUUCCUGUGCCACAUACACGGUCUGAAACCUUCACAAGGUAGGUUGGAGGAAUUGAAGUUGCCUGUACGCGUCAGCAUCAGAUUGAGGCCUUCAGGUAUGAACCUUAUCGACGCGAUUAACGAAGCUAAAGAAUAUGAGAGUAUGCACAAGAUAAGGCUAAGUUCCAGCUCGGAAGAAUUCGAUUCUGGUCUUUGUGUGGACGAACCUGGUCAAAUGGAGUUUCUCUAUAACGGUGCUGAUUGUAACAGCAAUGAAUUGAUAGCCCAUACGUAUGAUAACACUAAUAAUCCAAACCGUCAUUAUGACUAUGCUUUCCAAGAAGGAACGGCCCCGAAUCAGUUAUCUCCAGAACCACAAACAACACAAUCAUACGAGUAUGUAGACAUGCAGAUCAAUACUCCACAGAGAAAGUUAUUCCCAAAGAAAUUCGAACAAAAAGAGAUGUGGUGUGCACCAGACUCGCUUUCGGAGGACAUUUCUGCUUACUUGGAGUUUGACGGAGACAACUCCUUAUACCAGCCCCAUCCUCCCAGUUACCUAGGCGAGGAGGACGUCCAGAGCAAACAGCUCCGAGACGAGAUAUACGACAUUAACCAACGCUACAUGACAAAGCAUGGCCUUCAGCUUCUAGAGAGCAGUCCAGAGGUCGAGGAGUGUCAGAGUCUCGGUGGUAUGAGUGUAUAACAUCCAGAGGUCGAGGAAUGUCAGAG